GACGCUGAGCUGCGACGACUCCAAUCUCAUCUUUCUGAAACGCGUUUUAUUUGAAAUAACAUAGACUCUAGGCCUAGGCCUACGCUAAAAAAAUAGUUGGAGGAUGGGUGACAGAGGAUAUAAUCUAAAGUUUGGACCAGGGGCCGCUGAAUCAGUGGAUCAGUACCUGGAGUACAAACGGAUUGUUGGUGAAGAUGAUGGCGGAACCUUGUUCACACCAGAGCAGUAUGAGGCGUACAAGAAGAAGGUGGUCCCAACCCGUAUGAAGAACCGUUUGUUUGUGAGCUGGACGUCUCCUACUGGGAUGGACUGCAAGAUGAUCGGUCCAGAAACAAAGUGCUUCUGUCAACAUAGGUACAAGCAACACAAGACAGAUUUUGAGAAGAUCCCGACAGAGCGCCCUAUCAUGCUACCAUGCCGGGUCAAAGGUUGCAAGUGCGUCUCCUACAACUACGUGCCUCAAAACGGCAGCCAGCCAAUCAGAUGCCGGUGUAAGCAUUAUUCCGAUGAUCACACUGAAGACCAACACCACGGGUGCCGUAAAUCUGGAUGCCAAUGUGUAGCUUUCAAGAGUUCCUACACCUGCAGCUGUUCCCAGCCUACCUACGCACACGAGACCAUCGUAGAAACCAAGGAUGAGCGAAAGGCCAGGGGUCAUCCUGUGGGCCAUGAUGUUCCCUAUGCAGCCAUGGGGGGACUGACGGGGUUUAGCUCCCUAGCAGAGGGCUACAUGAGGCUGGAUGACAGUGGACUAGGUACGCCGGAUGAAGCCUUCCUGAACCAAGCAAUAGGAGCAAGCGAUCAUCCAUUCCUGCGCAUGCAUGCACCUACCCUCAACCGGCUGGAAGCCGGCAGGAAUGGUCAAGAAGUGGCCCAGCUGACCGACGACAUGGCUAACUUCAAGUUAACAGGCACUGAUGCCGAUAUGGAAUACUAUGAGAAAAGAUACCAGCAAAGGCUAAAAGAAGAGCGGAUGAGAGCAAGAGCUGCCCCUAACAUCAAACCUCCUGCUCGUAGACAAGCCUUGCCACAGACAAGAUCAGGAUCAUCAAGUGCUGCCAAGGCAAAGACCACAUCCUCAAGAUCUGGGAAACCUUCUGGGAAGUAGCUUAUUCCUGCAAUAUGAGUUGUACUGUUCAGAUUAAAUUAUUUAAAGCCUGUCUGUACUAGUUUGGUUAGGGGGAUUGGACCUCCCUGCAACGUUAUGACAGGUGGUUAUCUCAUCAAAUCAGCUCUCAAUUAACAUAAGAAAAAGAGGAUUAUGGG
This is a messenger RNA of Strongylocentrotus purpuratus (purple sea urchin), 1266 nucleotides long. It is a transcript of the gene fam221a, whose product is annotated as protein FAM221A. Bases 104 to 1108 code for a protein of 334 amino acids. The transcript is spliced from 6 exons. Lineage: Eukaryota; Metazoa; Echinodermata; Echinoidea; Camarodonta; Strongylocentrotidae. The record is from RefSeq and is a predicted model, not a curated record.